AUGACCCCUCCAUUUGCCCAACUUCGGACCCCGAUCGGCCACAUCCUCCACGUCCUGACCGCUCGCUGCGCUGGCCCCAACCACGUCCGCCAAGUCCAGGCCCGGCUCGUCGUCCUAGACCUCAGCUGCAAUACCACCCUCGCGUCGCGCUUCAUCAACGUCUGCCACUCCCUCGGCCUCUCGCACCUGGCUCUGCGCUUCUUCGCCCACCUCCCGAGACCCCAUGUCUUCAUCUGCAACACUCUCAUCCGAGCCUUCUCUCUCGCCCGCACCCCUCGCGUUCCUUUCUCGGUGUAUGCCCACAUGCGCAAGAACUCCAUCCAUCCCAAUAACUUCACCUUCCCUUUCCUCCUCAAGUCCCUGGCCGACUCUGGGGAGUUCAGACGGGGGCUCUGCGUGCAUACCCACGUUGUCAAAAUUAGCCAUCUUGAGGAUAUCUUCGUCCGGAAUUCGCUGCUCAAUCUUUACGCGUCCAGAGGCGGUGACAUGGCGCUUUGCCGCCAGAUGUUCGACGAAAUACCCCACAGAGACGUCGUGUCGUGGACCGUCCUCAUCACUGGGUAUAGGAAGGUUAGGAGGUUCGGUGAUGUCUUGAUGGCGUUCGAGCAGAUGUUGCUGUCCAAGUUAGACCCGAAUCGGGUCACGAUGGUGAAUGUGUUGGCCGCUUGUUCGAGUGUUCGCGAGGUCGGAAUGGGCAUGUGGGUGCAUGAUUUUGUGAGGAGACGAUGUUGGGAAUUGGAUGUGACUUUGGGGACUGCUUUAGUCAAUAUGUACAUGAGAUGUGGGAGAGUUGAUGAGGGAUUGAAAGCUUUCCAUAGCGUAAAGGAGAAGAGUGCUUUGACUUGGAAUAUGGUGAUUAAAGGGCUAGCUCUCGCUAAAAAUGGUGAUGAGGUAGUGAGUUGGUUUAAUAAAAUGCAACGAGAAGGGGUUAAGGUGGACGAAGAAACUUUGGUUGCAGUGCUUUCUGCUUGUAGUCAAUCAGGAUUGAUAGAGAAGGGUAGAGAAAUUUUCAGUGCGCUGCUUAAUGGAGAGUUUGGAAUUUCUGCAGGCAUCAAGCAUUACGAAUUUGACCGUAUGACACCGACGACAGUCAUGAUGAGUGUCGGCGUUGCUUACGAGCCUAGCUAG
Molecule: messenger RNA, 1128 nt
Organism: Rhodamnia argentea
Lineage: Eukaryota; Viridiplantae; Streptophyta; Magnoliopsida; Myrtales; Myrtaceae
Product: pentatricopeptide repeat-containing protein At3g47530-like
Exons: 1
Coding region: 1-1128 (375 amino acids)
Biological process (GO): RNA modification
Molecular function (GO): RNA binding; protein binding
Source: RefSeq, a predicted model, not a curated record